AUGAGGGAGAACGGCAUCACACCCAACGAGACCCAGCUCUGUUCCUUGCUGCGGGCGCUCUUCGGCGAGGAGGGACAGGAGCGGGAUCGGCAAAAGGGCCUGGAGAUCUUUCAGCAGCUUGUGGACGACACGAGUGUGAACCUCACGGAAGUCCACUUUGACAUGGCGAUCAAUGUCUGCGAGAAGGACGGCUUGUGGAGAGAGAUCCUCUCUCUGGCCACGGCGAUGGGCUCGCGUGGCAUCAGCCCACACUCGAUGACCUGCAAUGCCGUGCUUAAGGCCUGCGUGCAGCUGGGGAAGUCGGAUGUGGCAUUGAAGCUCCUGGGCACCAUGGCCCGUGACGGCACGGAACUGGAUCGUGUCGCCUACCGGACCGUACUUGCUGCUUGUGCACGGGCGAGGAGCUGGGACGAGGUGCUGAAGCUUUACGCGGAGGUGGAGGCCGAGCAUCCCAGCUUUCUUGGACCGGACUUGGCGCUGCCGGCGAUCACCGCCAUGUGUGAGGUCGGCCGCAAUGAUGAAGCGAUCGCGCUUUACCGAGAAACCUUCGGGGGCAUGCUGGCCCAGCAGCAGACUAGGUCUUCUGGUUCCGAUCCCAUCGUCCUCGAUGCGCGCAGGCUGUCUCCCCAGGUGGGCGGCAUCCUCAUGCGGUGUGCAUUGGAAGAUGCAGUUGCCAGAGCUGAUGCGACGGCAGCGAGAGCUGCUCCGCGAAUGGCCCUUGCCGGAUUCCCACCCUCGAGGCCCAAGGACAUCCUCAUCGCCGUAAAUGCGGCUGACCUUGACGAUGAAUCUGCACUUCCAGGGUCUACCGCAGAGAUGCUCCUGCAGGUGGGCCGGGAGGUUCUCGGCGCAGAGGGCUCCCUGGAGUGCCAGCAGACACCGUUUCCAUCUGUCCGAGUCCCGGGUCUCAGCCUGCAGUCCCUGCUGGUGCAGCAGGUGCAACAGGCGGUCUCCGACUUCGAAGGAAGUCCGCAGUCGAUGUGA
Symbiodinium sp. CCMP2592 is the source of this 984-nucleotide messenger RNA. The record is from the annotation of a GenBank genome assembly. Lineage: Eukaryota; Dinophyceae; Suessiales; Symbiodiniaceae.